GCCCCGCCUCCCCCGCCCCCUCCAGGCUUCCGUUCUGUUCUCUCUGCUCUGUCCUUCCAACUGCCAUCUGGAACAACACCUCUUCUUCUCCUCCCCACUGCACCAAACUUUCUCUUUCUUCUUCUCUCCCUUCUCUGGCUCGCUCUACUUUCUUCCCUCCCUAUUCCUAUCUUCCUCACGUCCUGCCCACAAUGUCUUACCAACAAUGAGACCUGAGACACUUCAUGCCUUUCCCACGUGGCUUUAAAAGUGGCCCACCCACCUUCCCCCUCACUUCCUGACCCAUCCUAAAUCUCAGUUGGCUUCCAGGUGUCACACCCACAGGGCUGUCUUUUUCCCACUCUUUCCAUUCCUUGGUGAUUUCACAACAAGUGCUUUGGGGACAGACACCAUGUCAAGUUCAGACCACCGCAGGUCACGUUUGAAUGCUUCUGGCUCCAACAUGUCAGGCUUUAGCCCAUCUUCCAGAGUUUCCUUUGUGCUGAAUACCUCAGCAGAGUCAGACCCAUCAAUUGAGGACACACGUAAAGUUUCCUUUCUUUUAGAUGCCUCAACAGAUCGACACCAUAGCUCCAACACCUUAUUUGCUUUUAAUACUACUGGGCCUAGAGCCAUAGAUCCCUUAGAGAUGAACACUAUAAGCAGACAUUCAAGAGAGUCCUUCAGAACUCCCAAACAAGAGCAUGAUAAUGCCAGUUCCUCUUUUGUGUCUUUUGCCAUCUCACAUUCAUCUGGGGCACAAGGUUCCAGGGAGUUUCAGAUCACUCCCAAGUCAAGGACAAAUAUUACAAGCUCAUUUGCAUCCUUUUCUAAGACAGGUUUAGAUUCUGACAAAAAGGAGAGGGAAAUGGCCUUUGUUCACCGACUAGCACCUCGCCGUGCUUCUUCUAAAGUUUCUCCUGUUUCUGACCAGAUCCAGAAGCGUAUAGAGGGUUUUUACCUAUCCAAGGAGAAACUUCUGCAAGUGAAGGAUGCCAUGUUAGCUGCCAUGGAGAGGUGCCUAAAGCAGAAGGUUAAAGAAGGCAACUCUUUACUCAUGUUACCUACUUAUGUUUGUGCAAUGCCUGAUGACACUGAAAGAGGGGAUUUCCUUGGCCUUGAGCUGUACUACAACCAGGCCAAGGUCCUUUUGUUGCAGCUGACAGAUAACUUGGAGGAGCCAGAGAUACUGAAGAAAAAGUCUUUCCCUCUUCCUGAGAAGGUUAUGAGUGGCAAUGGGGAGCAGGUUUUUGAAUUCCUGGCUCAAUGCCUGGCUACGUUUUUGAGUGGACUUAACAUCAACACAAAGUUUUUCCCACUGGGUUUUUCCUUUCCUUUCCCUUGUGAACAUACCUCACUGAGCCAGUGUAAACUGAUCAGAUGGAGUAUGAAUUGCCGCUGGCCAGGCAUGGAGGAACAUGAUGUGGCGCAAAUGCUCCAGAUAGCCAUUAACCAAUACUGCAAGGACUACCAAAUAGAGGUCCUUGCUAUAGUGAAUAAUACUGUGGGGAUCUUGCUGAGUUGCAGUUCUGAAACAGAGCCUUGUGACAUUGGGCUACUUCUAGAUUUUGGCACUAACUGCUGCUACAUGGAGGAGACACAGCGCAUAGUCGGCAUGGGUGAUGAUGCAGGGCGCAUGUGUCUGAAUGUGGAAUGGGGAUCUUUUGGGAAUUCUGCUGAGAUGGAUGACCUAUUGACAGAGUUUGACCUGAUAAUGGAUAAGCAGUCUACAGAUCAAGGCAAACACAGAUUUGAGAAGUUGGUUGGCAGCAAGCACCUCUGUGAACUUGUCCGCGUGACUUUGGCCAACUUGGCUGAGAAGGGCGAGCUUUUCAAUGGGGUCUUGACUCCUACCCUGCUGACCAAGGGAAACCUGGAGCUUCAAGACAUUGUGGAGAUCAUUGAUGACAAAGUGGGCCUGGCCAAAGCCAAGAACUUUCUUUUGCGCCUUGGACUGGUGGCAAGCAAUCAAGACUGUUUCCAAGUGCAGCAAAUAUGCCAAGCUGUAUUUACCCGAUCCGCCAACCUCUGUGCUGCUGGACUGGCUGGUCUCCUUACCCAUAUCCGUACCGUUCAAGGGCUGUCAACGCUGAAGACCUUUGUGGCUGUGGAUGGGGAACUGUUCGAGAGUCAGACACAAUAUCGUGAAAUCCUGCAGCAGAUCUUGAAAUCGCUGGUUCCUGAAUGUACUGUCCACUUUGUCCUGUCGGAAAAUGGCAGUGGCUAUGGGGCUGCCUUAGCAGCAGCUGUAGCCAUGCGACUUAGAGGCCAGCAGAAGGGGAUGGCCCAGAUCCUGGCACCUUUUCAACUUUCUAUGGUGGACCUGGAAAGACUACAGAGCUUGAUGAGGCAGGAGAUGGAGAAGGGCCUGGGGAAGGAGACACACGACACAUCCAUUGUCCGCAUGUUGCCCACUUAUGUGCGCCAUUUGCCUGAUGGCACCGAGAGAGGUGACUUCCUGGCACUGGAUCUGGGUGGAACCAAUUUCCGAGUGCUGCUGGUGCAGGUGCAAAGCAAAGAGGAAGGCGGUGUGCACAUGACCAGUGAAAUUUACACUGUUCCACUAGAAAUAGCCCAGAGCGAUGCAGAAAAGCUCUUUGGCCACAUUGUUAGCUGCAUGGUGGAUUUCCACAACAAGCACAACAUCUUGGGGCGAGGACUGCCACUCGGUUUCACUUUUUCCUUUCCCUGUCAUCAGGUCAGCCUGGACAAGGGCAUCUUGCUGAGAUGGACAAAAGGAUUCAGUGCUGAAGGUUGUGUGGGAGAAGAUGCAGUGGCUUUGCUGAAGGAGGCAAUGCAGCGGACACCGGAUGUUGAUAUAGAUGUGGUUGCCAUAGUGAAUGACACUGUAGGAACCAUGAUGUCAUGUGCCUAUGGGGACCCCAAAUGCGAGGUCGGCCUUAUUGUUGGAACGGGUUGCAAUGCUUGCUACAUGGAGGAGAUGCGAAACAUUGGCACUGUGGAGGGUGACGAGGGAAGAAUGUGUGUCAAUAUGGAAUGGGGAGCAUUUGGAGACGAUGGUUGUCUUGAACAUUACAUGACAUCUUUUGACAAAAAAGUGGAUGCACACUCCAUCAAUGCUGGCCAGCAGAGGUAUGAGAAGCUUAUCAGUGGCAUGUAUUUGGGAGAGAUAGUACGCUACAUUCUCCUGGAACUAGCAUCUCACAAUAUUAUAUUUAAGGGUCGAGAAUCAUCUAUACUAAACACCAAAGAUAUCUUUCCCACUAAAUUCCUAUCAAGUGUUGAGGACAGUGAAGGCCACCAAAACGUGUGUAGUGCUCUGGAAGAACUCGGGUUGUCUGUGUCUCCUGAGGAUGCACUCAUGGUGCAAGAAGUGUGCCACACCGUCUCUGCACGUGCUGCUAAGGUGUGUGCAGCUGGAGUGGCUGCUGUUGUGGAAAAGAUCAGAGAGAAUAAGCGCAUGGCAAAGCUGGAGGUGACCGUUGGAGUGGAUGGGACACUCUAUAAGAUGCAUAAAUACUUUUCAAAGAAGCUUCAUGACACUGUGGCACAACUAGCUCCAAACUGUACUGUCAAAUUCUUGUUGUCUGAAGAUGGCUCCGGGAAAGGAGCUGCCCUGAUAGCUGCUGUAGCUGCCCACACAUAAGAUACAUACCUGUUUGACUUGUAUAAAUGUCUCUCAGUAAGCAGGACACUGGAUUGUUCUCUGCCACAUACUGAGAACUUUGAUCAGCACUUUGAUCAGCACAUGCAAUUUCACCCUUCUUUGAGACAGUUGUGGCAAAGCUGGAGAAAAGACAAGUUAUGAUAGCUGUAGUGUUUUGUCUUUGCAACUCUUUUCUCUUGAGAUCUCUGAUUCACAAUUAAGUACGGAAGUGAGAUAAGGAAAUAAAGCAAAUUCUGCCAUGA
Messenger RNA from Anolis carolinensis (green anole), 3849 nucleotides. It is a transcript of the gene hk3, whose product is annotated as hexokinase 3. Gene Ontology annotation, cellular component: mitochondrion; cytosol. The record is from RefSeq and is a predicted model, not a curated record. The coding region runs from base 392 to 3586 and encodes 1064 amino acids. Gene Ontology annotation, biological process: intracellular glucose homeostasis; glucose metabolic process; carbohydrate phosphorylation. Lineage: Eukaryota; Metazoa; Chordata; Lepidosauria; Squamata; Anolidae. Gene Ontology annotation, molecular function: ATP binding; glucokinase activity; fructokinase activity. The transcript is spliced from 17 exons.